AUGUCUAACUAAAAUGAUCAACAUUCAAAUGUGGAGGAACAUAUUCUUAAAUUAUAUGAUAUUCAUGAUUUUAAAGGUAAAGGUGCAUAUGGGAUUGUCUGGAAAGCUACUGAUAAAUAAACAAAACAAUAAGUAGCAUUAAAAAAGGUGUUUGAUGCAUUUUAAAACUCGACAGAUGCCUAGAGAACAUUUAGAGAAGUGUGUUUUUUAUAAUAAUUAACGGAACAUGAAAAUAUAGUUAAAUUAUUAAAAGUUAUACCAGCUGAAAACUAGAAAGAUUUAUAUAUGGUUUUUGAGUAUAUGGAGACUGAUUUACAUAAAGUGAUUAGAGCAGGAUUACUAAGACCUUUACAUAUGCAGUACAUAAUUUAUUAGUUGUUAAAAUGCUUGAAGUUCAUUCAUUCAGGAGAAUUGAUUCAUAGAGAUUUGAAGCCAUCAAAUUUAUUGAUAGAUUCGGAUUGCAAAGUGAAAGUUGCAGAUUUCGGAUUGGCUAGAAGUGUGGGGAAAUCAGAAAAUUUGAAUGAAUUACCAAUAAUGACUGAGUACGUAGCAACAAGAUGGUACAGAGCUCCUGAAAUUUUAUUAGGGUCCCAUUCUUAUUCAAAAUCUGUUGAUAUGUGGAGUGUUGGAUGUAUUCUUGGAGAAAUGAUCUUAGGAAAAGCUAUAUUUUCAGGAGCAUCCACUUUGAAUUAAAUUGAGAAGAUCAUCGAAUUAAUUGGAAGGCCAAAAUAAGAGGAUUUAGAACAAAUGAAUGCACCCUUAGCUUCACAAGUUUUAGAUGGAAUAUCAAUGUAAAAACGAAAGAGUUUUGCUGGAUUCUUCCCUAAUGCUACUCCUGAUUUUAUUGAUUUUAUAAGACAAUGUCUUGAUUGGAAUCCAUUAAAAAGAAUGAAGAUAGAAGAAGCAUUAAAACAUUAAAUAAUGAUGGAAUUUGCAAAUACUGAAGAAGAGAAAACUUUGAAAUAAAAUAUUAAGAUCCCUUUUAAUGAAAACAAAAAGUUAACUAUCAAAGAUUAUAGAGAUAAAAUUACCUUAAAUUGUGAAUAAAUUCUUCAAGAGAUUCAAUAAAAUAUAUUUGACAAAAACCAAGGAAAAUAAUUUAUCUCGACUCCUCAAAGUUUUUCAACUUAUAUGUCACAACAUGAUAAUAAGAACAAACAAAAUGUAUCAACUCAUCAGUUCUCUCAACCUGUUGAAAAGCCCAAGAGAAUAGAUUAAUCUUUUAAAUAUGAGGGAUAAUCAGUUAAAUAUGAGGGAUCAAACGAUAAAAUAAACAUCAUUCUCCUUAACCCAAAUAAACUAUGCCAUCAAACCCUUAAAACAUCACUUAUGGUUAGCUCCAAUAAAGGUUUUCAUCCAAUUAGGAACCCAAUAUCAAAAUAUAAAUUCUAGUAUGAAGAAAACGUCCACUCAUAGGUAAGGGGUAAUUGUGAUGUGAGUAAGAGUCCAGAUAUAAAGAAAAAAACAGAAAGUAGUAUAACUAACGUUACAAAAUCUUAUUCCUCUUAUGGCGAACCUUAUGAUAAAAGAAGUAACAAUUCAAGUUUCAUUACUUAAAAUAAAAGUGAAAACAAACAAAAUACAUCUGGUUGUUAUGCUAGACCUAUAUAAGUUUAAUAAUCGUCUAAUUAUGCUACUGCUCAAAGUUUUUCAUAGUAAAAAGAUUAGUUUAAAAAUAAAGAACCUGUUUUGAUUAAUUAAGCUUAAAGAAGUAAAUCUUUUGAAAAAUCACCUUUAAACAUCAAUCCAACGAGUCCUUAUCAAAGAUAGAAAACAGAAGCAUCGAAACCAAAAUUUAUUCCUUAAAACAAUCUCACUAACAAUAUUGCCUAAGUUUAGAAGCUGUUAUAAAAAUGUUGUUAAGUUUAAAAUUACUAAUCACAUAAAAAGACAACUAGUUUUAUAGAUCCAUAAAAAUUUUAAGCCCAAUAAACUAUAAAUUUUAACUAUUAUGAUGCUAGAAAUACCAAAUUUAUCUGA
Paramecium tetraurelia is the source of this 1980-nucleotide messenger RNA. RefSeq lists its product as uncharacterized. Lineage: Eukaryota; Ciliophora; Oligohymenophorea; Peniculida; Parameciidae. The record is from RefSeq and is a predicted model, not a curated record. Gene Ontology annotation, cellular component: cytoplasm; nucleus. Gene Ontology annotation, biological process: protein phosphorylation; intracellular signal transduction. Gene Ontology annotation, molecular function: ATP binding; MAP kinase activity. The transcript has 5 exons.